This is a messenger RNA of Hordeum vulgare subsp. vulgare (domesticated barley), 1090 nucleotides long. Its product is annotated as DNA replication complex GINS protein SLD5. Lineage: Eukaryota; Viridiplantae; Streptophyta; Magnoliopsida; Poales; Poaceae. The transcript is spliced from 6 exons. Gene Ontology annotation, biological process: double-strand break repair via break-induced replication; DNA-templated DNA replication. The record is from RefSeq and is a predicted model, not a curated record. Gene Ontology annotation, cellular component: GINS complex. The coding region runs from base 216 to 869 and encodes 217 amino acids.
UAGCCUCACUCCCGAACCCAAACCCCUGUGAUUUUGCCUCCUCGGGUCUCGCCGUCGGCGUAGCCACCGCCACCGCCACCGCCACCGCCGUGCAAGUCCGACCCCCCCCCCCCCUCUUCCUCGCCAGGCCGGUGCCGCCCCUUCCUAACCGCCUCGUUCCUCGCCGCGCCGGCGCUCGCUUCGCCAGUUAGCGACAGAGGAACUCAGUGGCGACGAUGUCUUCGUGGGAGGACGAGGACUCUGCCGCCGCGUCGGCCGCGGCGACCACGGACGUGGAGCUCCUGAAGCGGGCUUGGCGCAACGAGAAGGCCGCGCCGGAAAUCCUCCACUUCGACUCCGCCCUCGUCUCCCGCGCCCGCGAGCAGAUCCAGCUCCUCGAGGAGACGCUCGAUGACUUCACGGAUAACGGCGUCGACGACCUGGUGGUCUCGCUCUACCAGAUGGACCUCGACCGCACGCUCUUCCUGCUCCGCUCCUACCUACGCCUCCGCCUGCAGAAGAUUGAGAAGUACAUGGCCCACAUCGCCAAUUCUGACGACCUCUUGAGCCGGCUGUCGCAGCAGGAGCAACGAUUCGCCAAGAGCUGCAAGGAGAUCAUGGAGAAGCAUCUCGAGCAGUCGGUGCUGUCGAAGCUUCCAUAUGGUUAUGACUCGGUAACGAGGCAAUCCUUAUCGAGCACGGAGGAUGACAUGGUUCCAGAGCCUCAGCUUGACACAUUUGUCUUCUGCAAGACCAAGAGUGACGUAGGAGCAUUCCAGCUCGAUGACAUAGGGGAAGAAGUUGUGGAUUUGGUUGCUGACGACCUGUAUGUCCUUCGGUACAAGUCCAUCAAGGGCCUUGUGGAGGCCGGACGAAUUGACCUUAUUUGAUAUAAGCCACAAAGCAGCAUUAAGCAGAUCAUAAAUCCUUAGCGCCAGAAUCUUUUGAAUUCCUGGCAAGGUAGAAAUGAAGUGGUUCAAAUGUGUGUACUCCACAACGAAUCGGUUAGGAGAAUGGACUGUCUUUGUAUGUAUCAGUAUCUAUUGUUUUGUCUGAAUUGUCUCCAACUCAUGUCCUUCAAGAAUCAAAAUUGUUAUGUUGUUGGUAAGAA